CGAGCAGUAAGUCAGACCGGCAGGGGGCGACAACAUGCCCGAACUCAAUUAUUACAGCUGACAGACAAAUCACGAAGAAGUGUUUUGUUGUCAUGGCGGUGUUUUAAACUGCCUGACACUUCCUAUAAACAAAUUUUGAGUUUGGCGGCUGUUUACCAACUGACUGUCAUGUUAAAACAUAAUACCACGGAUUUACUCGUCCAUUUACUGUGUUUUCGUGUGAUAAACCAAUCCCCUUUUUUGUAAUCGAUCGGAACAGUCAGUGGAGACUUAACUGUUAGUUGCUCUAAGAAGGAUUACUCAAGCCGGUUUGGUUUAAUUUAUUAUUUCCAUAAAGACAGCUCAUAAAAAAAGAUUUUAUCAGGAUGAUUUCUGAUUUCCAAAGGGGAUCUGCUAUGACAAUUGGUGAAAUGGGCCCUGUGAACCGUGAAUGGAUUAAAAAAGAGUCUUCUGUGUCUCACAUUGCUGGUCUGCAAACACAGCUUCAGUUCAGUGACAUAGCGGCACCCAGUGUUCUUAACCGAGCCACCCGUGUGGGACCCCCUUCUCCCAUCGUGAUAGAGAAACUUAUACCCCGUACAGAAAGGCAGGAUGAUAUGGAGAGCUGCAGCAGCUCCUUGCGCCUCUCAGUCCUCUCAGAAGAGCGGCUGCAGGCUGCCAUCAGACUCGCCAAGAGAGAUCUGCGUAGGAAACGACAGGAAUCCAUCAGCCAUAACUCACUUGAACCAGUGGAAAGAUCCCAGAUUAUCAGCCCUGAAAGAAGCAACACAGAAUGCAGUCCUCAUGUGGUCUACCCAAAGAUGUCAGGUCCAAAGAAGCAAAUAAAAAACGGUCAUCAGGUGCUUGUUUAUACUCCUCAGGAGCCCAACAGCCAACUUAAACAGGGCCAGACGCCCACCAAAGACCUUGACCCGAGAGUCAACAACGAUGAACCUCAGCUCAGCCAGGAGAUCCGUAAAUUACAGAAGGAACUGAGCACAUAUGUUCAAAGGAUAGAGCAGUUGGCUAAUAAAGGACGUGUGGUGGAGGUUCUGGAGCCUGAUGAGAAGCACAGGGUGGAGAUUCGGCGGCAGGAGCAGGCAGCCCGUUCCGCACGUAUCAUCUAUGUGUUACAACAGCAGAUUAAAGAAAUACAGGAGGAUCUAGACAAGCUGCGUUCCCAGAAUGUCAAACACAGCAAAAAGUCCAGGGCAAUGGACAGGCUGGCUGCUGCUCAUCGGGGAGCUGUAAGAGCCAUGCAGGUUUUUAUCAACCAGCUGUCAGACCCCACAGAGAGCAGAGUGCCCACCCACUGCAAAGAGCUAGGUCAGCUGAUUCGCCAGCUCUCUCUCUGUUCAGCCAAAGUACAGGUGGGACAAGGAUCUGCCGUACCAGAGACAGCCCUCGACAUCCUGCAGAAAUUAGAGACACUUGACUCAGCACUGAGUAAGCAGGAGGCACCCAGGAAAAGAGACAUAGAUUUGCAGAUUGUCAACCCAGUGGAAAAGACUUCGACCUGGGUCAGGGCCCGCAGCAUGUCCCCUCCCCGUCCUGCCAGAGACCCAGCUGAGAGGACCUCACGAAGACCCCGAAAGCCAGCUGCUGCAAAAAAGCCUGGUGGCAGCAGACUGGCAGGGAAAUCCCACCGGACCUCACAGGCAUUGGUGAAGGAGCGCAAUGAAGUUCUGAAGGCGGGGCUAGAGAGCCUCAUACAUAAUGAAAAACUCAGAGAGGCUGAAGCACAGAAACCCAACAAAACUACCAGUGCCAUCAACCAAGACCAUAUUAAGCAGGCAGGUCAUCUUCGUGAUGCCAGCUUCCAGCAGCCCACUGUCUCAUCCCGACUGAGGGAAAACCAGGUACCCCAGAAAGAGGCCACUGUGCCUUGGAUGCCAACAUCUCCUCACUCUCCUCCUCGCCCACGGUGUAGUGCUGUGUCUAGCCGGCCGGAGCCGAGAUGUCUGUUCUCACCUCAAAAGAGCCCUGUAAAGCAGAAGCCACAGACCAAUUCCAGUACACAGCUCAGCCCUUCAACACAUGAUAGGAAACAAGCCCAAAAUGAAGCCCUCAGGCAAGCCUGGUUGGACCGGGUGACUGCAGACAGACUGCAAGAACUGAAUCGUCUGAGUAAAGAAGAGGCUGACCACAUUAACAAACUCCGGACCACAGUGGGCUCUCCGACACAAUGGGCGGAAAAAGCUGAGCGUGCCGCUAAAGAGAGAAUUCAACCUUUGUUGGAUCGAGCACAGGUGGUUGAAGCAGGAAGUCACACUCUCAGAGAGCGGCUGAAGGUUGCAGAUAAGCCUGGGGCCAGGGCAGAUGUCCUAAGUGAUGCUCUUCUGGAGGAUCUUCUGGAGGACGCAGCUCAAGCUCUGUGGGUGACUGAGAGGCAGCAAGUGGCCGAGACUGAUGCUGAGAGGCAGCUGCAGGGUCCCACGUUAGAGAGCAUGUUGCUGAGGAUGGAGGAGAUGGAGAGAGACCAGGAAGAUGUGCGUCGACGCUUUGCUAUGAUCUCAUACUCAGACCCUCUCAUUUGGGAAAAAGGCACAGACGCUCCGAGGAAUAUUUCUAGCUCCAGGCCAGCCUCUCCUCGGCCAAUCCGACUGACGAAACCAAUCCUGAAUGCACCCGGCACGGCCGACAUCCUCCUGCAAAAGCCAGUGGAGACUGGGGCUGCAUCAGACACGUCGAUGAUAGAUGAGGAGUGUUUAACUCUAAAUGACCCCAGUCAUCCAGUCUCGGCCGCAGGGGAAAGCACACUAGGGGCUUACCUGACUGUGCCGCCCAGCAUGCAGAGGAGUAUCCAGAAAUACAGGGAGAACCAUGAUGCCUUCCUGCGCCUGGUCUCACAUGAGGCUCUGGGGAGCUUCAACCCCUGGGCAAUAGCAGACAGUCUGGCUGAUGAGCUAAUGGCCGAGGCACUGGCUGAUGUGGCGGCAGAGUUCCAGGAUGUUUGUGAAGAGUAUGCAGAAGCUGUUUUUACUUCAGAGUUCCUCCUGCCUGUCCAGUCUCCCACUACAUCAGUGUCAUAGAAACUCCUCAAAAAAGAACAAUUAUAAGAAAUGACAUUUUGAAAUGUUUUUGGAAAUGAAAUUGUAAUAUCCAGGUUUAUAUAUUUGUAUGUUUUUUUUUCUCCAUGAAUUACAUUUUCAUGCAUUAAAUAUAGAACCUGCUGGUUAGAGCUAGUUUUUUUUCAGACCGGCAUUUUUGCUGUAAUGCGAAACCUUAGUGGGCGGUCUGACUUCUAAAUGCAAGCAGAUGCUUUUAAGCACACGGCUAACAAAUGUCACAUCAGUGUGUCAUAAUCCAUGCAUCCUUCAUUGUGCAUUAGUCAAUGCAGUAGUUAGUUGCUACUCAGCAUAGACAAAAGCCUUAAAACAACCUCUACAUUAUUAAUGCAUAGCAAAUGAUAAGAUUUACACUGUUAUCCAUAAAUAGUAAAUACCUCACACUAGAGGAUCACUCACUUUCAUCUUAAAUAAGCAUUAUUUAAGGCAUUAAUGCUACACAAACUUGUUGCUUUGUGGACUGAUAUCACAUACUCUAAGCAUAUGCUUUGUUUCUCUAUGCUAAUUGUUUUUAAGUUCACUAAGCUCUCCAUAUGUUGCCUGUGAUCCCCAGUGUGACUGGAGGUAUUUAGAGAAUAUGUAUAGUUUAUGUGUCAGGGCCUGAGGGGAGAAUGGCCUCCAGUUGAAUCCAGAUGUUGGGCAGGUACAGUAUGCUGGGAAUGUGCUCGGACAGGACACACAGGCCCUGAGUGCACUAGUCUUUACAAAUAUUGUUUCCAUAGGGACUGUGUGUAGAAAUGUACACGCCUACAGCUCUUAUAUAACCAAGUAAGGCUAUAAUAAUCAGAAAGUGUGUAGUUUAGACAUCUAAAAUGAGGGCCUGUGUCUUUUGAGGGCUUUGUGUGGUUUGAAAAGUAUCAGUUGUGCCAUUACUGUUUAAUUCUAAUGUAGUGAGCGGAGUUUAGGGAACAUUUCUUAUCCUGUCGAGCUGUAGUUUGAACCCCCAGAUGUGAGUCACGAGUUUCUUCCAUUUCUGUUCACCAACCUACUUAUUUGUGAAAAGUGCCAAAAGCAAACUAAUAGCACGAAUAACUGCAUUUGCUGGGAAAUUUCAGGUUUUGUGCCAUGAGCAGCAUGAAUGCUGUGACUCUACAGGAAAAUAGUCACCAGUUUGGCAUGGACUUGUUCUUGAUUGUGUGUUUAUUGCUGGUGAAAGACACCUGCUGAAUUUGAAUUGUAUUUAUAAUCAUGUUUUAAUUUAUAAUGAAAAUAAAUCUUUCUUUCAAGCAUA
This is a messenger RNA of Megalobrama amblycephala (Wuchang bream), 4278 nucleotides long. Its product is annotated as KIAA0753 ortholog. NCBI's taxonomy places the organism in Eukaryota, Metazoa, Chordata, Actinopteri, Cypriniformes, Xenocyprididae. The coding region runs from base 366 to 3011 and encodes 881 amino acids. Gene Ontology annotation, biological process: centriole replication; protein localization to centrosome. Gene Ontology annotation, cellular component: centriolar satellite. The transcript is spliced from 17 exons. The record is from RefSeq and is a predicted model, not a curated record.